This is a messenger RNA of Arabidopsis arenosa, 1601 nucleotides long. The record is from the annotation of a GenBank genome assembly. Lineage: Eukaryota; Viridiplantae; Streptophyta; Magnoliopsida; Brassicales; Brassicaceae.
CCCCAAAUUUUUUAUCCCGCCAAUUUUUUUUAUCGUCAAUGGCUAAAGAGAUACAAAAUUUAUGGAGAGAAGUAAGAGAAUUGAGUUUAGGAACUAAAAUCGAUCAUCUUGAUUCUCCACCGUCUCCGGUGAAGUUUCUCCGAGACUACGUGUCUCAGAGCAAGCCUUGUGUAAUCUCCAACGCUAUUUCUCAUUGGCCAGCUCUAAAUCUCUGGUCAGAUCCAGCCUACCUCGCCGGAGCUUUGUCAAACGACGUUGUUUCAUUACAUCUCACUCCUAACGGCUGCGCAGACGCCGUCACCGGAGAUAGAGAUCUUUGUUUCGCUUCGGCACAUGUUGAGAAAGUUCUGUUCCCGGAGGCUCUUAAGGCUGUUCAAUCGUCGUGUAAAGGACUAAAGGUUGGGUAUUUACAACAGCAGAAUGAUUGUUUUAGAACGGAGUAUUCGACGGUUGCGUUAGACUGUGACGGUGAUAUUGAGUGGGCUACGGAGGCGUUUGGUUGUUCGCCGGAAGCUGUGAACCUUUGGAUUGGUACUGAUGACUCCGUGACUUCAUUUCAUAAAGACCACUAUGAGAAUCUAUACGCUGUUGUUUCAGGGGAGAAACAUUUUCUUCUUCUUCCUCCGACUGAUGUUCACCGCCUCUAUAUCGAACAAUAUCCGGCAGCUAAUUACUCUUACCACCGAGAUACUGAAGUGUUCAAGCUUGAGCUUGAGGAGCCAGUGAGGCAUGUACCUUGGUCUAGUGUUGAUCCAUACCCUUCGCCAGAGAAAGAAGCAAACGAGAGAUUGAAGUAUCCGUUGUUCUUCAAUGGCCCGAAGCCGUUUCAUUGUACCGUCAAGGCUGGCGAGGUUCUUUACCUGCCAAGCAUGUGGUUUCACCAUGUUAGUCAAACCCCAGGAGAUGGUGGCUAUACCAUUGCGGUGAACUAUUGGUAUGACAUGCAGUUCGACAUCAAGUAUGCUUAUUUUAACUUCUUGCAAUCUUUAUCAUACAAGUCAUCUUCACUCAAUCCAGUUCUGUCUUGGAGAGAAGACAAAGAUUCAGAAUCCAGUGAUGCAGAGCGGAAAUCAGAUAAAAACUCUGGAACUGGCUCCAUGGUCAACUUCUUCUCAGGAGUCCCAAACAGAACUUUGAAACCGCGAAGCUUCAAGCAGAUCCCAUUCCCCAAAAACCCAGAAUCCACCAUUAUCCAACGUCAUAUCCAGAGAAUCGAAGUACAUGUUGCUUGACUCCCGACAUUCUUGGGUUAAUGGAUUGUCUUUCUUCACCUGGAACCGAAGAUCUAUACACUUCUCUGGCCCAGGAAUCAACUGACACAUGCGAUUGCUGUUGGGGCUUAUGAGCUGCAAGUCCACAUUAUGAAAUCUAGUGUAAGAACGACCUUACUGUUUCUCAACCGUCUUUUUGACUUGUGUAUCACCUGGACAUCGCCGGCAACAUAUUGGAUAAAUGCUGUACAGAGAGUUUCAUUCCUCGGCAAUUGUUAUUAUCAGCUGUAUUGAUAUGGAUGGUUACCAAAACGCUACUUCUUUCUUUGUGGCUAUGUUGAACACCGUAAUGUGAUGUGUUCUAAAAGCAUGCGCCAUGAGUGCAGAUUU